This is a messenger RNA of Acyrthosiphon pisum (pea aphid), 596 nucleotides long. RefSeq lists its product as uncharacterized. The record is from RefSeq and is a predicted model, not a curated record. The coding region runs from base 150 to 596 and encodes 148 amino acids. The transcript is spliced from 2 exons. NCBI's taxonomy places the organism in Eukaryota, Metazoa, Arthropoda, Insecta, Hemiptera, Aphididae.
AACAUGGUCAUCGUUACUAAUCAAUAACAAAACUAAAUAGGUUCAAAAUAAAUAUAUGUAGAUUACAUUUGUAGAUGAGCAAUUACAUUUACGUAUUACCACUGCUAAAAUGAAACGCUGCUAUAUAUAUAUUAACGCUGCUUAUUAAAAUGAAUAAUAACGAAUUGAUAGCGUUUAUACGCAAAGGAGUCUUGAAAUGGAACUUUGUCGAGGAUAUCUCUGAUAUUGAAGAAGAACAAAAUAAUGACACGGAAAAAUAUGACGGGCAAAAAUCUAUACUAGAAGAAAUAUUUCCUCCUAGAGUAUGGACUCGCAUUGUUAACAAUAAUAACAAGGUGAUAACUUUGAGACAAACAAUUUCCAGAGAACCGUCAAAUAGAGACGGUGUACAGAAAAUGAUUGUCAUGUUGAACCAUUUAGAACAAUUUUUUAGAUUCAAGAAAAAAGGGAUAUGCGAGAUAAGAAACUCUGUUCACAACUUAUUUUUCGGUAAUUUAAAGCAUAUACCUAUAUAUUAUACCAAUAUUAUGUAUAUUUUGUGGUUUUACAAACUCCAUAACGUUAUUAUAUAUAUUACGAAAAAGAUGAAGUUUUGA